Messenger RNA from Lodderomyces pseudojiufengensis, 1047 nucleotides. RefSeq lists its product as uncharacterized. Bases 1 to 1047 code for a protein of 348 amino acids. The transcript has a single exon. The record is from RefSeq and is a predicted model, not a curated record. Lineage: Eukaryota; Fungi; Ascomycota; Pichiomycetes; Serinales; Debaryomycetaceae.
AUGCAUUUUUGUUUAAAUUUGAAACAUUAUAAAUUCAAACACUUUAAACUUCAACACAAAAAAGUUCAAUUGUCAGAACCAACCGAAACUUAUUCAAUCGAAUCAAUCUCAACCGACCAAAACGAAAUUGAUCAAUUCAAUGAUUUAACUGAUAACAACAAUAACAUUAAUGAUAACAACGAAAGCAAAUACAACAACGACGACAACGACGACACCAGCAAUUACAACAAUGACUAUUUUAAUGAUUACAAUAACUUUACUAUUAAUCAAAACGGAAAUAGCACCAACUACAAUGAUGAAAAUGAAACAGAAAGUGUUUUUAGAACUUUUUUCAUGAACCCACAAACUUCAGAAACUACUCAAAUUAAUGAAUCAGAAAUCAAUAUUAAAGACUUGUUAAAAAACAAAGAAAAUCUUGACACUGAAAUUGAUGAUUUCAAUUGUGAUUCAAACACUAGAGCUAAUAAUUUAUCAAAAGAUUAUUAUCAUUUGUCUAAAAAGGAAAAAAGAAGAAGUUAUUGUAUGCCAGAUGAUCAAGAACCAAUCGAAACAAGAAAAAGAAGUAAAUCAUGUCCAAUUAAACUUAAAGGUUUUAAUAAAGUUAGAUUUGGAGCAGUUUUUAUUUGUGAUUAUGAAACAAAUCAAUAUGUUGGUGAUUUACAUUGGAAAUAUACAUAUAAAUAUCCUGGUAGUGAUGACGAAGAAGAAGAAGAUGAUGAUGAUGAAGCUUAUAAUAAAUUUAGAAAUCCAUCUAAACUUGAAUCAAUGAAACAAGAAAUUAUGUUAUUUUUAUCUGAUAAUACUUAUAAAUUGAAAAAAAUGUUCAAUUUUAGUGAAGAAAUUGCUAACUUCAAAAAAAAAGUUCAUUCAAGUAUUAUUUUAAUUGAAAAUUCAAAAGAUGUUAAAUUUUUAUUUAAAACUGCUAAACAAGUUCAAAAAACAUCAAAAUCUGAAUGUUCAUUAUUUGAAAAAUUAGUUGCGACUGCUUUCUCGAUUCAUUCAAUGGUUUUUAAUCAUUAUGAUUUAUAUAAGAAUAUGUAUUCAUAA